AUGUUCAAGUUUUAAUUUUAUUGGCUGAGCUGGUCACUGGAGCCCUAUUUAUCGCAAGCCAAUAUAAAAUAACAAGUUCUUUAAUUUUUAUUUGAUUUUAAGGGUUCUUUUGCGUCGUUAGUCAAAGAAGCAUUGGCAUGAUGUGCAGAAUUGCCUGAGUUUGGAGGGGCUGUUUUGUUUUUUCUCCAUCAGGGAAUAUUCCUCAGACCGUUGAGGUACCAUCCAGAAGUCAUGUCUUUCAUACUGGGCCACGUGUCUCGUCUGGGAGCCAGUCGGCUGGGGCCACUGACUGCUUCUGUCUCGGCGGCCCGGCGCCUGGCCAGCUCUGCACCGCCCGCCUAUGAGCACAUUAUCGUCUCGCAGCGCGGCGACGGCGGCCGGGUCACCCUCAUCCAGCUAAACCGGCCCAAGUCGCUGAACGCGCUCUGUAGCCCGCUGAUGAGCGAGCUGCUGGAGGCGGUGACGGCCGCCGAGCGCGACCCGGCCGUCGGUGCCGUCGUUCUCACCGGCAGCGACAAGGCGUUCGCCGCCGGCGCCGACAUCAAGGAGAUGCAGGACAAAAAGUUUGCCGACGUGUACCGCGGACGCUUUCUGGCCUUCUGGGGUGGCGUGGCCGACUGCUCCAAGCCGGUGAUUGCCGCCGUGAACGGGUACGCGCUGGGCGGCGGCUGCGAGCUGGCCAUGAUGUGCGACAUCAUCUACGCCGGCGAGAAGGCCCGCUUCGGGCAGCCGGAGAUCGCGCUGGGCACGAUCCCGGGCGCCGGCGGCACCCAGCGGCUGACGCGCGCCGUCGGCAAGUCCAAGGCCAUGGAGAUGUGCCUGACGGGCGACAUGAUCGACGCGCAGACGGCCGAGCGCGCGGGCCUGGUGAGCCGCGUGGUGCCCGUGGGGGAGCUGGUGGAUGCCGCUAUCCAGGCCGCUGACAAGAUCGCCUCGCACUCGCAACUCACGGUGGCCAUGUGCAAGGAGGCCGUCAACGCUGCCUACGAGACCACCCUCCAGGAGGGACUCCACUUCGAGAAGCGCCUAUUCCACACCACAUUUGCCACAGACGACAGGCGCGAGGGCAUGACGGCAUUUGUUGAGAAGCGCAAGCCCAAGUUCACCGACAGCUAAGUAAGUGGUUGAUGAGCUGUGCGAGGUGGGCACUGGGUAGGGAGGACUGAUCCGGGUAUAGUGGUUUGGGGACGCUUUUGUAGGGGUGCAGUAAUGUUUAUUCUGUUGUGACUUACUGAAAAUUUGCUUGAAGCACUGCCCUUUUAUAUGAGAGGUUUGGGAUGAUGAUGAUUGCAAGUGGAGGUCGAUUUUCAUUCUCCUAAGGGAGCUUCUGCAAUGUCUUGAAAGUUGUUUUAUGCUGGCAGAGGGUCUUCUGCGUAAAAGGAAGCUUUUCUCAGUAUCCCGGCAUUCGUUAAUGUCAGUGGCAUCACAACGUCUAUUUUGUCACUUUCGCAACCAUUUGACCUAACGUUGAAGGCAUUGAGUACUGAGUAGUGGGCGCAAGGCCAUAGUGGACGCCAUUAGCUCGAUGGAUCUAGCCCGCAAUAUGUUAACAGUAAUGUGAAGUGAUUUAAUGGUGGAUAGUGGAUGCAUUUUGGAGUAGCUAUAGUAAUCCAGAUAUGAAUAUAUGUACCGGGAGUUCCUAAAUAAACAGACGAUUUUAAAAGUCAUUUAUUUCCAGUUCCAAUGACAAAAUCCAAUGAAAACCAUAACUGUUGUAUAGCACAGUCAAUGCUAUUUUAUAUUGGUCUGGUCACUGUCUCACUGGCCACUCACUGAUGGCGGCAGAGCACAUGCUCCAGAUGCUCUCCCUUCCGCUCCAGGCACAGAACGGCGCGGCUCCGUGCCGACUCCAGCGCGGCCCGGCAUAUCUCGGGUCGCACUCGGCGGACUGCACAGGUCACAGCUUCUUUGAGCUCCUCUAAGGUUCCCGGGUUGUUCCUGUACACCUGGUCCUUAAGGUGACCCCAGAGGAAGAAGUCACAUGGCGUCAAGUCGGGUGAGCGCGCGGGCCAGCUGUGCACCUCUCCCCGUGAGAUCAGCCUCUGACCAAAGCGGUCGCGCAGCCAUUUCCGGGUGGCGCCGGCCGUGUGCGCGGUGGCGCCGUCCUGCUGGAACCACUGGCUGUCCAGCUGCUGUGUAGCGCCGCCCAGCUUCCGCCUCAGCGCAGUCCAAAACCUGCUGAUGACCUUCCGGUACCGCUGUGCGUUAACCGUUACAGUGGCCCCAGCGCUGUCCUCGAACCAGAAAGGGCCAAUCACGCCCUUGCUGCUGAUCGCACAAAACGCAGUGCACUUGGCGCUGUGCAGAGGGGCUUCAGCGACGACAUCUGGCAGGUCGGUCGACCAGAACCGAAAGUUUUGAGAGUUAACACGUCCAUCGAGGUGAAAAUUCGCUUCAUCAGUGAACCAGAUCUGGUGGAGAAAGUAGCUAUCGUCGUCGCAGUUCCUCAGAAACCAGCCGCUGUACAGCAUUCAUGCCUGUUUGUCGGACUCCGUCAGUGUUUGGUGAACAGACACCUUAUAAGAAAACAGCUGACAGUCAGUCCUGGGCAGCCGUUGAGCCGUUGUCUUGCUGCAGCCCAGCUCCUGGCUCAGCCGCCUCAGGGACUUGUUGGGACUCCGCUGGAGAGCCUUCUGGGUCUUUUCCACGUUGUCAGGUGUUCGUUUUGUCUUCUUUCGGCCGCAUCGACCCUUCCUGAGGUUCUCAACACUGCCAUGGGCCAGAAACUUCUCCACCAAACUCAAAAUAACAUUUCUCGAUGGUGCUUUCCGGGUCUUAAAAAACCGCCGAUAUUUACGUUGUGUACCGACGAUAGAUUUUGUCUCAAUAUAUAAGCGUAUGACUUUUGUUUUUUCGUCUGUACUGUAUGGUUUCAUGGUGACAAGUGAUUGAAACUGGAUCACACAAAAAAGCAAUGAACGUGCUUUCAGCACGUACACUUUUAUUAACAUAAUUUUAAUCACAGCCACCGCCAGAGGGAAAUUAAAUUCGUCUGUUUAUUUAGGAACUCCCGGUAUAUGAUAUACUGGAACGUUUUCCAUCGAUAUUUGAUAUUUAAUCGCAACGGCAGCUGUUAUGUCAAUGCCGCUGUUCUCUGUAACAGACUCAUCAAUGAUGAUCAAGUUACGUGACGGAUUUUCACGCAAUGGUAUGUAUUCUGUAUAGCGUGAUGAAAUAAAUUUAUUGACACUACAAUAUUGUCAAUACCCCGUGCAA
Messenger RNA from Amphibalanus amphitrite, 3216 nucleotides. RefSeq names its product enoyl-CoA hydratase, mitochondrial-like (gene Echs1). Gene Ontology annotation, molecular function: enoyl-CoA hydratase activity. Gene Ontology annotation, biological process: fatty acid beta-oxidation. The record is from RefSeq and is a predicted model, not a curated record. Gene Ontology annotation, cellular component: mitochondrion. NCBI's taxonomy places the organism in Eukaryota, Metazoa, Arthropoda, Thecostraca, Balanomorpha, Balanidae. The transcript has 2 exons. Bases 232 to 1116 code for a protein of 294 amino acids.